AAGCAGCACCUUACCAGGGUCAAUGACUGUUUCACGUGCUGAGUAUUUGCUGUUAAACAUCGUGGGAGGGUCCGUGUUUAUGCUGAAAGUCCAGGUGAAUGACAUCAUCAGUCGUCAGUACCUGAGUCAGGCAGUGGUAGAAGUAUUUGUAAACUACACGAAGACAAAUUCCACGGUGACCAAGAACAGUGGCGCAGUGUUGAUAACAGUACCCUACAAAUUAGGACUCGGCUUAACUAUUAUUGCUUAUAAAGACGGCUACGUGUUGACGUCACUGCCAUGGAGGACCGGGAGAAUGCCCAUAUAUUCAUCAGUUACACUUUCACUGUUCCCGCAAAGCCAAGCAAAUAUAUGGCUAUUUGAAGACACUGUUUUGAUUACUGGAAAAUUAGCUGAUGCCAAAUCUCAACCAAGUGUUCAGUUUUCAAAAGCUUUAAUUAAACUUCCGGACAACCAUCACAUUAGCAACGUCACGGGUUACCUUACGGUGCUGCAGCAGUUUCUGAAAGUGAACAAUUUUCAGUAUACAACCGGAAUCACUCUCAAUAAUCCAGGUUUUGAAAACAUUGAAUUGACUCCUCUCGCUGCAAUAUGUGUGAAAAUAUAUUCUGGAGGAAAAGAAUUAAAAGUGGAUGGUUCUGUGCAAGUGUCUCUUCCUCUUCUGCGCACAAAUGACCUGAGAGCCGGGGAUCGAGUCCCUGCUUGGACCUUCGAUAUGAACACGGGUGCUUGGGUGAAUUCUGGCCAAGGAGUGGUAAAAGAACACAACAAUCAUUUAAUUUGGACGUACGACGCCCCAUAUUUGGGCUACUGGGUAGCAGCCCCCCUUCCGGGAAGUAGAGGUUCGGGUAUAAAUGAAGAUUCCAAGGACAUAACAGCCUACCACACAGUGUUUCUUACAGCCAUAUUAGGAGGAACGAUAGUCAUUGUCAUUGGAUUUUUUGCUGUUCUCCUUUGUUAUUGCAGGGAUAAGUGUGGUACUCCACCAAAAAGAGAAAGAAAUAUCACUAAACUUGAAGUCCUCAAGAGAGACCAGACAACUUCAACGACACACAUUAAUCACAUCAGUUCGGUCAAAGUUGCAUUAACGUCUGAGGACAAGUCACAGUUAUUCAAUGCCCAUAACUCCUCGUACAGCCCUCAAAAGAAGGAGCUAUCAAAGGCAGAAGCCGAAGAAAGAGUUUCCAUGAUAAAAACUCGGGAUAAUUUUAAAAUCUACAAUGAAGAUGUUUCAUUUCUAUCAGUCAAUCAGAGUAGUUACUCAAGAAAACCCACACCGUCUUUGGAGCCCAAUACGGGGACCAAACAACCUAAGCGCGUCGGCAGCAACCUGUCUUCCUCGUCAGGGGACACUCUAGAGCAGAAGCCGUAUCUCACAGGGAGCGAAGAGGGAUAUGGGUGUCCCCAGAUUCCCGAGCAGCUCAUGCAUCUCUACAGCCAGCCCAUUGCCAUCCUGCAAACCUCUGACCUCUUCUCCACUCCAGAGCAGUUACACACUGCAAAGUCAGCUACUCUGCCCAGAAAAGGACAGUUAGUCUAUGGCCAACUGAUGGAGCCAGUGAACAGAGAGAACUUCACUCAGACGUUGCCCAAAAUGCCAGGGCAUUCUCACGCCCAGCCCCCAGAUGCCAGGGAGGAGGACAUCGUACUGGAAGGUCAGCAGAGCUUGCCAUCCCAGACUUCAGAUUGGAGUCGGUAUUCCAGCAGCUUACUGGAAUCCGUCUCUGUUCCCGGGACACUGAAUGAAGCCGUCGUGAUGACUCCGUUUUCCUCAGAACUUCAAGGAAUCUCGGAACAGACCCUCCUCGAGCUGUCCAAAGGAAAGCCCUCCCCGCACCCCAGAGCUUGGUUUGUGUCUCUUGAUGGAAAGCCAGUCGCGCAGGUGAGGCAUUCCUUCAUAGACCUGAAAAAGGGCAAGAGAACCCAGAGUAACGACACAAGUCUGGACUCUGGGGUCGACAUGAAUGAGCAUCACUCAAGCCGGAAGCUCGAGAGGGAGAAAACGUUCAUCAAAAGCAUGCAUCAGCCCAAGAUCCUGUACUUAGAAGACUUAGACCUGAGCAGCAGCGAGAGUGGGACCACCGUCUGCUCGCCGGAGGACCCCACUUUAAGGCACGUCUUGGAUGGAGGGAGCGGAGUGAUCUUGGAGCACCCCGGGGAAGAGUCCCCAGGAAGAAAAAGCACUGUUGAAGAUUUUGAGGCCAAUACUUCCCCCACGAGAAAGAGGGGCAGACUGCCGCUAGCCAAAAGAGACAGCAAGACUAACAUCUGGAAGAAGCGCGAGGAACGCCCGCUGAUUCCCCUCAAUUAGCUCCGGCGCGGUUGUGUCCCUGCCUUUUGUGCCGUGUUUUCUUGCUUCUUGUUGUAAAUCGCAGUAUGAACUUCCUAAGAAAUCGGGACUGAACCGUCUUAGGGUCCCAGGACAUGUCUCAGGCAGAUGCUUUUUCUGGCCUAUUCUUUUCAUUUAUUUUUUGAGUGAUGAAUUUUAAAGUAUCUUAAGUUUUCAAAACGUAACAUAGUGUUGAGAUGUUCGUUAUCUGUUUGCCGAUUUGGUACCGACUCUUCUACGAGUGAGACAGUGGAACGUGCGCCCCCAAAGUUGCUCCCCCAAAUGCUGCCUCUGCCUCGACGACUACCCCGUGGGACCUUGAGAAAUGAAACUCCUCUCCAGCAUCGUCAAUGUGAAACGUUAUUGUUAUGCCCUCCUCUGCCGAUACUUAAAAACAACCUGAUGAAAGUCGGACUGUUGUUUUCCUAGAGUUUAAAGACCAAGCAACACUUUCUUUGAGAUAAAUAGCAUGUGUAUUGUGUCACCCUAAGAUAAACCCUACGCUGAUACGAUGGGCAAGAAGCUUUUUGGUCAUUAGAUGGGGAGACAUCAAGUCUUGGGUUGUUUUUGGCUAUGACUUCACAGAAUAAGUAAGGUAUCAAGUUGUUAUGUAGUAAUUUGAGAAAUGAAUACUCUGAUACUGGAUUUUUAUUUUUUAAUCUUUUCUUUUUCCUCCCCUUAAAGAUUAAGUGACCUUAGCUAUCCAUGAAAUUUUUUUUUACCAGGGCAAAAAACAAAACAAGAUGAAACUAUGAUAUGUGUAAGUUAAAAACAGUUUUAACAUACUCUGCUUCAAAAACCCAACCUUAGUCACUUAAAGGCCAUCAAACUUGAUUUAAAAAAUGAUAUGAGAGUCAUUUGUGAAUGUCAAAAAGUUAACAAAAUAUGUAAAGAUUAAGGAAAUAAGUGUUUCACCUCAAUGAGCAGAAAACAAAAAGCCAUUUUUCUGAGGAUCAGAAAUGUUUUUUGGGUUACUAAUUAGAAAUGUUGACAUUUUUGAAGGAAAAGACAUUUUUGAGGAAAAGAGUUUCAAUUUCAGGAGAAAUAUAAAUUUUUCCUUAUAUUGCUUGUAGCCUCUGCAGUUUUUUCUCCUUGGUUUUAGAAGUAUAUCGAAAUCUUUUCAAUCAUAGCAAAGAACUCAAUGUGAACACAUUCGAUAUUUGUUUUUAAUUAUGUCUUCAACUCUGAAGUAUCAUUCAUGUGUUCUAAAAAAUAAAAGCUCUUGUUAAUUAAAAUUUACUCACCCCAUUUUUCUUAAAAAUUUCAAU
This is a messenger RNA of Fukomys damarensis (Damara mole-rat), 3597 nucleotides long. RefSeq names its product family with sequence similarity 171 member B (gene Fam171b). The record is from RefSeq and is a predicted model, not a curated record. The transcript has 8 exons. Lineage: Eukaryota; Metazoa; Chordata; Mammalia; Rodentia; Bathyergidae. Bases 23 to 2311 code for a protein of 762 amino acids.